This is a messenger RNA of Corylus avellana, 1544 nucleotides long. RefSeq names its product basic helix-loop-helix (bHLH) DNA-binding superfamily protein. Gene Ontology annotation, molecular function: DNA-binding transcription factor activity, RNA polymerase II-specific; RNA polymerase II cis-regulatory region sequence-specific DNA binding; protein dimerization activity. Gene Ontology annotation, cellular component: nucleus. Gene Ontology annotation, biological process: regulation of transcription by RNA polymerase II. Lineage: Eukaryota; Viridiplantae; Streptophyta; Magnoliopsida; Fagales; Betulaceae. The record is from RefSeq and is a predicted model, not a curated record.
ACCGAGCAGAAAAAGCAAAGCAAAGCAAAGCCAAAGACUCUGAAACUUCUCUCUCUCCCCCUCUCUCUCUCUCUCUCUCUCUCUGUUUGCAUAGGUUGAUGCUCUUUGAAACCCCUGACACGUCAGAAAGACUCACGUCCACUCGGCCGAGUCCGUUCCAACUCAGUUCGUACGCCUAGCUCGCUCAUGGCGAACAACCACCCGUCGUCCGAGGCCACCUCCAACGACGAUUUCUUCGACCAGAUUCUCGGCAUCCCAUCCUUCGCGUCGGCCGAUACUGGCUUACCCGGAGGCCACGACACCGGCUUGCCCUCCGGCGCGUCGCCGCAUAUGAUGCUCCAGCUCGGCUCCGGCGACGCCUCCGGCGGCUUCCACGGGCAGGUCUUCCCGCUAGGGCUGAGCUUGGAGCAGGGAAAGGGAGGGUUCCUGAAGCCCGAGGAGGCCUCCGGGAGUGGCGGUAAGCGCUUUCGCGACGACCUCGUUGACGGUAGAGCUGCUUCUAUGAAAAAUGUUUUCCAUGGCCAACCAAUGCCCACCACUGUUGCUGCAGCACCACAUCCACCAGCAAUGCGCCCAAGGGUGCGGGCUAGACGAGGUCAGGCCACGGAUCCACACAGCAUAGCUGAGCGGUUACGAAGAGAAAGAAUAGCCGAAAGAAUCAGGGCAUUGCAGGAAUUGGUUCCUAGCGUCAAUAAGACGGAUAGAGCCGCCAUGCUCGAUGAAAUUGUGGAUUAUGUGAAGUUCCUAAGGCUUCAAGUAAAGGUUUUGAGCAUGAGUAGACUGGGCGGAGCUGGUGCAGUGGCACCACUUGUAACAGACAUCCCACUAUCAUCAGUUGAGGAAGAGGGAAGUGAUGGUGGAAGAAACCAACCGGCAUGGGAGAAGUGGUCGAACGAUGGGACGGAACGACAGGUGGCUAAGCUUAUGGAAGAAAACGUAGGGGCAGCCAUGCAGUUCCUUCAAUCAAAGGCUCUUUGCAUCAUGCCCAUCUCAUUGGCAUCGGCCAUUUACCAGACACAGCCACCAGACACCUCUAGUAUUGUCAAGCCUGAAAGCAAUCCCCCUUCAUAGACCUCAGGAAAUGGGUACACUUCCCUCCCAUUGGGUCCCGUUGGAAACUGAUUAUAUGCUCCUUGGUCCCCACACCCACAAAUUUAGUUGUUCCCCUGGGUUCAAAUUGCAAUCAAAGUCAGAUGCCAUAGUUGUUGCUUUUUUCCAUCCUUUUAGCUUUUGUCAAAACAGGGUUUGAUGUCAAUGCCCUAAAAAAUGCAAGCAGGCCCUCCAUGUCUUGCCAGGUUCCGAGUAAAGGUGAAAGAAUUGUCAAAGCUCACUUGAUAUGCUCUUCUUUUGUGUAAAAAUCAAUGGUGGGGGGGAUAGUGGAAUAUGAUGGAAGCACUUUUGUAGUGGGGCUCUCAUUUUUGGUAGUGGGUUGUGGGACCUUCUCAGAAGGAGAUAGAGUAGUAUGUUUCAUUUGUAUAUCUGUUACUCAUAUAAAGCGCGGAAUUGCGUUUAUGUGUUUCACGCACUCCUCCCUUUUUUCUUCU